Caretta caretta (loggerhead turtle) is the source of this 8340-nucleotide messenger RNA. Its product is annotated as heparan sulfate glucosamine 3-O-sulfotransferase 3A1-like. Gene Ontology annotation, molecular function: [heparan sulfate]-glucosamine 3-sulfotransferase activity. NCBI's taxonomy places the organism in Eukaryota, Metazoa, Chordata, Testudines, Cheloniidae. The record is from RefSeq and is a predicted model, not a curated record.
UCAGGGGCGCGCCCCGCUCGCUGCCUUCGGAGAAGUUUUGCUCCGGCUCCACGUGUGGCAGCAGCUGGAGGCUAGAGGGGCGGUGACAGCAGGCCCCGGAGCGCUCCCCCCCCGGCAGGUCUCGUCAGCCCAGGUGGCAACAGAGCGGAGCCAGAGGCUGCAGCCGGAGGAGGGAGGCGAAGCCGGGAGCCGGGGGCGGCUCUGUCCCGUUGGCUCGCAGCGAUUCUCCCCUGCCGGGGGUGCGCAGCGGGUGGUGGGGCUGUGGCGAGCAGCUGCUUCAGUCGUGCAGACUGUGACAUCCCCACCCCACUGCCAGGGGACUGGCCGGGCGGGGGCCGGCGAUAGGUGGGACCGGGACCUGCGCUCAGGGACUCCGUUAGCGACUCGCCCUCCCCUGGGAGACGGGAUCUGUUCGCGUCGGGGCUUCCCCUCCUGCGGGGAGGUUGGCAGGAGCCGCCUGCCGAUGAUGCCCCCCUGAAGCGUCGCCCUUAAGAGACCGGGGGUGGGCGGGAAACGGGGGACACAACGCGAGCCCCCUCCCAGCUCCAGCUCAGUGACAAUGCGGCCCGGGGCAGCCCUGCGCCCCCCCGCUGGCUGCUGACUCCGGGGGCGGGGGGCAUGGCACCUGCCUAGCAUGGCCGGGGGCCGGGCAGAUGCCUCGGGCUAGCAUGGCAGGGAACGGGCCGCCUGCCCCCGCCGCCUGCCCCGAGCCUCUGCCCCGCAGCGUCUUCAAGAAGUUCCUGCUGAUGCUCAUGUCCCUGCUCAUGUCCCUCUACGUCUUCUACUGCCUGGCCGAGCGCUGCCCCAGCCUGCCCGGGCCCCUGCUGGCGGCCGCCCCGGAGCAGGCGGCGGGCGGCGGCGGGCCGCUGGAGCCGGGGUCCCCCUCGCUGGCCAGCUGGCCGCCGGCGGCCCGGAGGAAGCGGCCGAAGCAGCAGCGGCGGCGGCCCGACGCGCCCGGCCGAGGCGCGGGGUCGGGCGGCGGCGGGGAGCCCCCGGGCACGCUGGCCCUGCUGCUGGGCGAGGGCAGCAAGCGGCUGCCGCAGGCCAUCAUCGUGGGCGUCAAGAAGGGCGGCACGCGGGCGCUGCUGGAGUUCCUGCGGGUGCACCCCGACGUGCGGGCAGCGGGGGCCGAGCCCCACUUCUUCGACCGCGGCUACGAGCGGGGCUUCGCCUGGUACAGGGACCUGAUGCCCAGAACCCUGGAUGGGCAGAUCACCAUGGAGAAAACUCCCAGCUACUUCGUCACCAAGGAAGCACCUGCUCGAAUCUCUGCCAUGUCGAAGGGCACCAAGCUCAUCGUGGUGGUGCGGGACCCCGUGACCCGAGCCAUCUCCGAUUACACACAGACUCUCUCAAAGAAGCCCGAUAUCCCCACCUUUGAGAGCCUGACUUUCAAAAACAGGACUACAGGCCUGAUCGACACCUCAUGGAGCGCCAUCCAGAUUGGCAUUUACGCCAAGCACCUGGAGAACUGGCUCCUCUACUUCCCCAUUGGGCAGAUCCUCUUUGUCAGCGGGGAGAGGCUGAUCAGUGACCCCGCCGGGGAGCUGGGCAGGGUCCAGGACUUUCUGGGCCUUAAGAGGAUCAUUACGGAUAAACACUUCUACUUCAACAAAACCAAGGGCUUCCCUUGCCUGAAGAAGGCUGAAGGCAGCAGCAAACCCCACUGCCUGGGGAAAACGAAAGGCAGGACCCACCCCAAUAUAGACCGAGAGGUGCUGCAGAGACUGCGGGAGUUCUACAGGCCUUUCAACAUGAAGUUCUACCAGAUGACUGGGCACGACUUCGGCUGGGACUGAGGCUGAAAAAAAGAAUAAUUUAAGAAAAGAAAAAAUAUAAUAUAAUAUAUAUUUUUUUUACAUAUCAGUAGAGAGGGAAAAACAAAAAUGUAAGCGUUGUGCUGAAAACACUCUCCGUUCUGUUUGUUCUUUUUGGCACAAUGUCACUGCUUGGUUUGUUUUCUUUCUUCUAUUAGCAGCGGGUUGGUGUCUCCUUCCAUGGAUAAGGCAAGGUGGCUGUGGGCCAAAGCUUGGUGCUGUUGAAGUCAACAGGGCUCUGGCCAUUUAUGUCAGUGGUUUCAGGAUUUGACACUGUGUCUAUAGAAAAGUCUGGGAGCAUCAUUUUCAAAUUUACCUAAGUUCCAUUUUCAAAAGCGACAUAGGCACUUAGAAGCCUAAAUCAUUGACUUUCAAUGACAGUUGGGCUUCUCUAAGGCCCAGAUUUUAAAAGGUAUUUAGGCGUUGCUGUGCUCAGCCUUGCAAUGCCUAAUAGAUUUAGGCACCUAAAUCUCAUCAUGAAGAUUGAGGCUCCUAAAUGCAUAAAUCACUUUUGAAAAUGGGACUUAGGCUCCUAAAUCAGUUAGACAUUGCAACAGUGAGCGCAGCAACAUCUAAAUACCUUUACAGAUCUGGGCCUUGAUGACUAAUGGCUGGAUUUUUAAAUCUAGUUAGGUGCCUAACUCCCAUGGGAGGUGUCCAAAUGCCUUUAAAAAUGUAUCCCUUAGUCACUUUUGAAAAUAGGACUUAGGGUCCUAAAUACCUAAUUCACUUUUGAAGAUCCCAAAGCUGGUCAGGACAUUCUUUUUCCUGUGGAAAAAUUUUUAUCAAUUUUUUUUCACUUUUUUAUCAAUUUUUCUUUGAAAUUUUGGGGAGUUUGAUCCAAAAAGUGGAAAAAAAAUUCUGCAACCAAAAACCAAGCUUUUUUUCAGCAACUGGUGAAAAACGGGAGGGUUUUUUAUAUAUAAAAUUGAAAUAAUUUGGCUUUUGGUUGUAGAAAGCGGGGGAGGGGAGGAAAUAGGUUUUGACAAAAAGUGAUCUUUUGACAUGAAAAUCUCAGUGUAGUCAAAAGGCUGUUUUCCAGCCCACCAGCUCGCAAGCAGCUUCCCCCAUCACUUGUACUCUCUCUGGGUCGCUAUUUCAGAGCUCACCCACCUCUUUCAAGAUUCCCAUUCAGAAACUUCACCAAGCCAACAUGCGUCCCAUUGGAUGUCAUCCAUAGGGUUUGAGGGUGUGGCCCUCAUGGGGUUUCAUACUAAGAGGGGAGUCAUUGUGGGGUGUGGGGGGACUCCAUGUCCUGUAUAUUCUUGAAUACGGAAUAACAGGGUAAGAGCCAGAGUUGUGGGAGAGGUGGCAUGUGAGGUAUCCUGCUAAGCCACGUUCAGAAAUAUGUUGGACAAGGCCCUCUAGGCUUCAGAAAAAUCUUAGAAGAGAAAAUGUUGGAGCAAAGGUUCAUUUGAAAAAAAAACCCAAAAAACCAGCCAGUUGUUCACAAGAGUGUGGUGAGAACCUAAUGGCUGCCCUGCUGAGAACAAAAUGGCAGCACUCUUCUGCGGAACAUGGGGGAGAAAACAGGAAAGAGCAGAUUGGGUUUGUCGGGUUUCUUCAAUAUGUUUGUUAAAAUAAUCCUCCCUGUUACGAUACCUGGAGAUCUCAAUUCUUUGCCCUGAUUCUUGACGGCUGUUUUGUGGCUUCUAUAAAGUGAGUUGGUGGUAGCUAUCCAUUAAUUAGGCAGGUGCCCAAAUCACACAAUUUGGCCCUUUUGUCCAUAGUUUCAUUAGAUGAUUAUUAUUUAUAUUAGCGCCUGGAAGCCUCAGUCAUGAACCAGGACCCCAUUGUGCUAGGUUCUGUGCAUUACGAUUGCUGUUUAUUAGGUGUAUUACAGUAGUGCUUAGGCACUUCAUGGAUCAGGACUCCAUUGAACAGAACCAAAAGACAGUCCGUGCCAUGAGGAGCUUACGGUCUAGGACAAGAUGGAGACAGCCCGGGGAGCACUAGGUAACAAUGAGACAAUACUGGUCAGCGUGAAAAGCGGUGGUUCCAGCAUACCGGCUGCAUAACCGUUGUCAGGAUUUUUUUUAGGCAUCAAAGCAGAGAAGAGAGUUCAGGAGAAAAAUGAGUUGAUAAUCGAAGAGGUCAAGAUGAUGUGUGUGAAAUUACCCUCUAGCUCUGCAGGUGGUCCCUCCAGUUCCUGCCUACCUGUUCCAAAGGUAAAGAAAGCAGGUCAGGGUCCAGGGCUUUCAGGGCACCAUCUGCCACCAAUAUCACAUUCGUGUAAAGAGAAAGAGGAUAGAGCUGGGCCUUCCACCCACUCCUGGCUCUCCUGAAUCCACUUCCCAGCUUUUCUCCUAACCAGCUUAAGAUAUGAUCCUGCACAUUGCUGAGGCUAUAGGGGCUCAGAAAGUAAUUUCCCCCUCACUGCUGCAGAACCAAACCUGGGUGGAUUCACAAACAGGACCCACUUCCCGAUCUAUUUAAAAUCACUUUGUGUUAAUGUUGGCAGGGCUUUCUGAAGGCCUUGGCCCCAAGACUGUCUCCCACUUGUUGCCCCCAUAAAGCCUUAUAUGAGCUCAGUUUUCCUUACCCAGAGUCCAGUAACAGCUGGCUGGCAAGCUAACAGUAGGGUGCUAGAAAACUGGUAAGUCAUUUUCUCUGCAGUACACCCUCCCAUCCUCAGCACAAGAGGCCACAGCAACCCCACUACCUUCAGCCAAUAUGGUCAUCCUCUGUCUCAGUUCUUGAUUCAGAAUGUUCCAGCUCCAGCUUUAAGCCCUUUUUUUGGCAGCAUCCCGUGGCACAAAACAUCUGGGUAAACAUUUUAUAAUCAUCUUAACCAAACAAAGAACAAAAAGUAGCGAUCAGAUCAGCCAAAUGCAACCCAGAACAAAGCAAAGCCACAGCGCUCACUCGAGUACAUAGUGCCUCCCUUUGUGUCUUAAUCCUCUGGGAGGUCUGUCGAAGGGUGGAGUCAUGGGCGGCUACAGUGCUCACCUGUUGUUAAGAUCCUGGCCAGCUGUGGUCACAACAGCCAAAUGGGCUGUGGCAACAGUCAGACCUUCUCAGCUGAGUAAAACAGAACUUGCAGAUGAAUUUGGACAGUGCAAGAAUUUUCAUCACCACCCUGAACUUUCAUCCAAAACUCAAACCAGAAGAUUUCUUUUGGGGCAGCAGUAAAGCUGUUAACUUUCCCCCCUUGUUAUAUUUCCCUAUCCACCUCCUCUGGACUUCCAUUUUCUAGCCCCAAGUGCCAAAAUCAGAGCAGAUUGGUAAAUGUUUUUAGCAAAAAUCAAUGACAAAGUGUGUUUCCUUUCCCCUGAAAUUUGACAUUUUACUAGAAUAUUUCAAUGAAAUUUCAGAAUGUAAAAUGCUUUGACCAGCGCUAUAGUUUCUGAUGAUCAUGCUCAGCUGGUGGGGGUGAUGGGAGAACCAUCAAACCUGGCCCUUCUUUACUUGUUUUGCGAUCAUCGCUUCACCUGAAAAUUGAAUCUAUGGCUUGGUUACAGCUGUCCUGCUGGCAUUGCUCUUUGAACAGGCAUCUCCAUAUAUUCUGCUUCCCGUGUGAGCAUGCCAUUUUACACCUCUAGUUCCAAAACUCAGCUGUUGUUGAGCAAUGAUAUUGCCUCCUUAGGUAUCAAAUGGUUAAGCCUUUCAGCAAGGCAGUGGCUGGUUCCUUGGAGGGUUGAGGGACCAAUGCAUUUUGAAGUUCACCAAAGGCUGAAGCUGUCUGAGUGACCUGAUUCUGUUACCCAGAGCUUCUUUCAGCUUGUGGGUGAAGAGCUGGCCCCAGUCAAGUGUUUAAAAUCUGAUCCAAAAGCCACUGCAGUCAGUGGAAAGAGACCUAUUGAUUUCAGUGGGCCUCAGAUCAGAACCCUAGAUGAAAAAAACUAAAAAGGCCCAAUAUGUUUCAUCCAAACCAUCCGUGGAAGUUUUCAAGAUGUGGCUUUUUGGUUUUGGCCAUACCACAUCCAUUCACAUGAAUUGGAACCAAGCAUCUGAAAAUCCCACUCCCCAUACCUAGCACUUUGAAAAGGCGCUCUUGAGGUCUGCUGACAAUUCCCCUUGUUUUUAAGAGAGGGCUACAGUAUUUAUGGUCCUUAUGCAUUCCCAACACACACAGGACACAUUGAAGGGAAAUGAAAGCCCUCUCUGUGAAAUGUGGCCUAUUAGAUCGUGUUUCCAGACAGCUCUGACUCAUGUAAGACGCUCACUCGUAUAUUUAUAUGACAUAAUACUUUCCCCUCCCCCAAAGCUGCAUUACUCUGCAACAGGGAAUCUAUUGAACUUUGAACUUCCUGGCGGUGGAAUAUAGACUCAUUUUAAAAUAUUUAUAAUGGCUGAACAUUGUAUUCAAUAUUUGUGAUUCCUAUGGCAAGAAUCCCCUGGGCUGCAGAUAAACCUCGGUGUCAUUUUUUCAGCCUGGCUUAUACAUGCAACCAGUGCCAGACGUGAUUUGUAUGGAAGUGUAAAUUACUCUCCUAUAGGCUAAUUUAGCCUUCCUGCAUGGGAUUUUGAGACAUACCUAGUGACACAGGAAGACAAGUUGCUUUGAAAGCCAAUAGGGUUUGUGCUUCUGAAUCACUGAGGUGGCUCUGAAAUCUCAUUUAAAUUUUCUCAGCCCCACUUGGCAACGUCUGAGGGUACGUCUGCACUGCAGUGGAGGUGUGCCUGCUCCACAUGCCGCAAUACACAAGCUAGCUUGAUUCUGGCUAGCUCAGGUACCAACCACAAUGAAGCCGUGACCACACGAGCUAGCUGCCUGUUUUGGACAGCCCACGUGCUGCUGUGGAUUCCCUGCUCUUAGCACUCAGGUUAGCUAGAUUAAAGCUAGUUCAGGUCUCACUACAUGUGCUGCAUUCAGACCUCUGAUGGCAGUGUAGACAUACCCGGAGAGAGUCUAACAGUCCUGCACGGUGACAGCGUGGGGGUUCAGAAGGAGGUAUAAAGUUCACUAAAAGUCCUUCUAAACUUAUAUCCACUGCUGAAUUUAGCCCAUGUGCUUGUACCGUGUCAUCCUGUAGUGGCCAUUGGACCAGGCAUUGUGACUUCCUAAGAGCUCCAGUGAAGCAGCCUCGCUGCAAUUCCCCCCUGCACUGUGAAGAAAUCAGUCAUGACCUUCCAAUCGCUUCCCAGACUCAAUGGCUUGGAUCUCUUAUAAGCCAUCAUCUCCAUUUGAGGACAUUGACAAUCCCAUCUUGAAUCAUUUGUUAACAGAGUCAAGGACCAGUAUCAAGUAUCGGUUGUAGCCGUGUUAGUCUGUAUCCACAAAAACAGCGAGGAGUCUGGUGGCAUCUUAACAACUAACAGAUUUAUUGGGCAUAAGCUUUCGUGGGUAAAAAACCAGCUGAAGAACUGUUGUUUUACCACAAAAGCGUAUGCCCAAAUAAAUCUGUUAGUCUUUUAGGACCAGUAUGUUUCAUAAAGUGUUCAUUGCCUGUAAUCACUGUCUGCUGCUGUCAGAUUGAGUAUGACUGGCUAUGCAACAAAAGCAUGUCGUGGGAUGCCUUUGGAACAAAUGGUCUUGCAAAGAUAGAGGUACAAGGAUGUAUCAUUAAUCUCGGUGCAAGGUUCUCCCCCUAACCCUUGUGAAAGCAAAUGGGCGUCAAAAUCAAAUGGCCUUAUGACACCAGUUGGGGGAACUAGACCACCUGCUUAGUUACUGAGCGACUGGCAUCAUUUAAAAGGGACACAGUUGAGUUUAGGGCAAAAAAUUAGGCUUUGUUACAAAACAAAAAAGUUUCACAAAACUAAGAGGUAGGAUUUGUAAAAGCAUCUAAAUGCCUUAGGCACAACAGGGAGCAAGUUUCACAGGCACAAUGACCUAUAGGCACCUAACGCCCAUUGUUUUUCAGUAAAAGAUAGGCCUGCUCUAUACACAGAUUUUGUACCAGUAUAAGUGUUGGUUAGGGGUGUGGGGUUUUUUUAACCAAUAUUUUUAGAGCAGUACAGCUCAUGUGGAUGGAGACUGGUAUAACAGUGGCUGAUCCCAAUAUAGAUUAGUCCCCUUCCCGUACAGGAAUAGCUAUACUGCUAUAAAGCAUCUCUAUACUAAUAUAACUGUGUCUGCAUUAUGCGGGUUAUACUGCUUUAACUAUACCAAUUGUGGUGCAGCUUUGGUGUAUAGACAAACCCUUAGCACCUCUCAUCUGUACCAUUGAAAUGCUUUCCUGCCCAUUGACUUUCAAAGCUCCUAAAUCACUUAGGUGUUUUUGAAAAUCCUACUGACUGAAUAAAGCUUGCCAUUUUCCUAGUAGCCUAAGAAAAGUUAGGCCCGCAAAUCCCAUUGAAAUCUAAUAUGAUUUAAGCCUCAGAUCCUAAAAGGUAUUUAAGUGAAUUAAAAAAAAAUACCUUUGAGGAUCUGGGACCCAAAUUACCUAAGCCCUUAGUCUGAUUUGAAAAUUCUAAACAAGGGUGUGGGAUGGAUUUAACUAGUCCCCUGUGUAGGGAAACCCGCAGCUCAAUAUUACUGAGCAAGUAUAGCAGAACAUGGAAAGUGAAAUUGACUUAAAGAGUUUGAUUUUUCCCAAUGGAGUAAAGUGGGCUGGGGGAGGGGGCGGGAAGGGGAGGA